AGCCGCCGGCCGCCGUGCCCGGACCUCGCGGCCCGGCAUGAAGACAGCCCAGGACGCGGGCGAGGAGGCGCCGCCAGGCGUGCAGUCCGCCAAGGUGGUCCUGGUGGGCGACGGUGGCUGCGGGAAGACGUCGUUGCUGAUGGUCUUCGCCGAAGGGGACUUCCCCGAGAACUACACCCCCACAGUAUUUGAGCGGUACAAUGUCAACCUGCAAAUAAAAGGCAAACCCGUACACCUCCAAAUCUGGGACACGGCAGGACAAGAUGACUAUGACCGCCUGCGGCCCCUGUUCUACCCUGAUGCCAGCGUUCUCCUGCUCUGCUUUGACGUCACCAGCCCCUACAGCUUUAACAACGUCUUUGACCGGUGGUACCCAGAGGUGAGUCACUUCUGCAAGGAGACACCCAUCGUGAUAGUAGGCUGCAAGACAGACUUGCGCAAGGAUGACUCAUUGGUGAAGAAGCUACGGAAAAACGGGUUGGAGCCAGUGACCUACAACAGGGGCCAGGAGAUGGCGAGGUCUGUGGGGGCAGUGACCUACCUAGAAUGCUCAGCUCGGCUCCAUGACAACGUCCACGCCGUCUUCCAGGAGGCGGCCAAGGUGGCUCUCAGCAGCCGCAGACGCAACUUUUGGCGGCGGAUUACCCGGAACUUUUGCAUGGUGACCUGACCUGCCCCUGACCAUCCCAGC
This is a messenger RNA of Trichechus manatus latirostris (Florida manatee), 691 nucleotides long. RefSeq names its product ras homolog family member D (gene RHOD). Gene Ontology annotation, cellular component: cytosol. Lineage: Eukaryota; Metazoa; Chordata; Mammalia; Sirenia; Trichechidae. The record is from RefSeq and is a predicted model, not a curated record. Bases 38 to 670 code for a protein of 210 amino acids. Gene Ontology annotation, molecular function: GTP binding; protein kinase binding; GTPase activity. Gene Ontology annotation, biological process: small GTPase-mediated signal transduction. The transcript is spliced from 5 exons.